GCAUCACACCCACAGAGCUCACUCCUCUCCCAAGAGAAAGAGGGGGAGAGAAAGCUGGACUGGAAGAAGAGGAGGGCCAGCGGCUUGCAAUCACACACACACACGGUGGCAGGAGAGAGUGAGAGGAGCUGGCCUAGGGUCAUUGCAGGAGAGAGACAGAGAGAGAUGGAGCCAGGUAUCCAGCGCGCAAGCAGAGCAGAUCGCUAAAGCUCUGCAGUCCAGUCUCUCUGCUGCUGCGGCACCGGGAGUUUAGCUCCGAGGAGGAAGAGGGGACAGGCACCAUCUACCCCGGAUUAACCCAGCGGGGGAGAAAUCAGCAGCGCCCGCCUGCCCACCGCUCGGCAGCGGGAUGAAAGGGCAGCAGGAGCCCGCAGCAGCAGGAGGGCAAAGGGAAGUUGCCGCCGCCCUGCCGAGGAGAUGAGUGUCCCCGAGGCUGCAGCCCGCAGCACCGGCAGGAAGAGGAGCGGGGCUCCAGCACCUCAAGCUCAGAGCUAACCUCAGCGCUGGGCGCGGAGGGGAGUCACCCCUCUCCGGGGCCGGCAGGGAGCCAUUCGCCCUGGGAUCCGGCUGUCAGGCGCUGAUCGGCAGGCAGAGGGCACGGGGCUAGCCCAGCCAGAGGCUGGGGGGAUAAAGCCGUGCCUAAGGGCAGCGUAUAAGGGGGUCGGUAGGGCACGUGCCUGGGAAGGGGGCGCAGCCCGUGGGGAAGACCGAGCGGUCGCACAGCGGGUUCAGGGGCGCCCAGCCCGUGCAGUGUGAGGGAGACUAGGGCAGCCCGUGCAGUGAAGUGGGGCUGGGGGGCUAGGGCAGCCCGUGCAGUGUGAGGGGGCUAGGGGCGCCCAGCCCGUGCAGUGUGAGGAGGGCAGGGGACUAGGGCAGCCCGUGCAGUGAAGUGGGGCUAGGGGCGCCCAGCCCCUGCAGUGUGAGGGGACCGGGGGUGGGGGGGGGCUAGGGGCGCCCCGUCCUUGCAGCGUGAGGGGGGCUAGGGAGACCCAAGCCCCGCAGCGGGGUGGGGAGGACAGCGCAGCAGCUCCCCUGCGCUGAGCCUGCAGCAAUAGCCCCCGGCACUCGCCCGCGGUGUCCCGGCGCCGGCCCCAGCCAUGUGAGGGAGCCCCACGGCCGCUCCCCGUUCGCCUCCCCCUGGAUGCGGAGCGCGGCCCGGGCUCCCGCCGGCUGCAGGCUGCCCCGCGCGCCUGGCUCCCCAGCCCCCCGCCCCGGAGACCCCCUGGCGAGCCCAUGCGGACUCCGGAGCGCGGGGCUGCCAGGCGAGCCGCCGCCUCCUGCACCAGGCCCGGGCCCCGCGCCCUGCUGCCCAGCGCCGCAGCAGCCGGGCAGCGGCGCGCUCCUCUCCGCCGCCUGCUGCUGCCCCGGCGCCUCCCGUCCUGACGUGGCUCCGCCGUGGCCUGGCGGCGCCUCCGCCACCCCGGCCCGGCCCGACAGCGGGGCCGCUGCUCCGGCCGGGGCUGCUCCGGCGGCGGCGGCUCCUCCUCCUCCGCGGCUGCUGCCGCCGCUCCUGCGGGGCCCUAAAGCCGCCCGCUUCAAGAGGAUGGUGCGGCUGGCGGCGGAGCUGCUGCUGUUACUGGGGCUCCUGCUGCUCACCUUGCACAUCACCGUGCUGCGGGCCAAGCCCGACCCCCCGCCGGCCAACAGCACCCACGGCCAGCCGCAGAACACCCUGGGUGCAGAUGGCCAUUCUGCUCCCCAAACCAGCUUCACAUUAAACCCCAAGGACAGAAGACAAUAUCCUGACCACCAGGCAGCGCACAGGCCAUUCCCCAAACAGCGAUUCAGGCAGGAAAAUGGACACACAUCAUUACAAAGAGAUGGACCCAGAUCCUUCCUCCUGGAUCUCCCAAACUUUCCUGACCUAUCAAAAGCAGACAUCAAUGGGCAAAACCCCAACAUUCAGGUUACCAUAGAAGUGGUUGAUGGCCCCGAUACUGAACCAGAGAAGGAUCUGCACAAAGAGAGCAGCAAGCCUAGCUGGCCAGUCCCAUCCCCUGACUGGAGGAACUGGUGGCAGACGUCAUCCACCUUGACUCGCAUGAGUAGCGGUGACCAGGACUACAAGCAUGACAGCACCACCGAAGAUAGCAACUUCCUAAACCCUCUUGGUGGGUGGGAUAGGCAUGCACCCAACCACCGGACUUUUGAAUCCAAGGAGCAGCCAGAGUAUGAUUAUAUUGAUGGAGAGGGAGACUGGAGCCCAUGGUCCAUUUGUAGCGUAACCUGUGGGAUUGGCAAUCAGAAGCGAACCAGAUCCUGUGGAUAUGCCUGCACAGCCACUGAGUCGAGGACAUGUGAUAGGCCAAACUGCCCAGGGAUUGAAGACACCUUCAGGACAGCUGCCACAGAAGUGAGCUUACUUGCAGGAAGCGAAGAGUUCAAUGCCACCAAGCUAUUCGAAGUUGAUACUGAUAGUUGCGAAAGAUGGAUGAGCUGCAAAAGUGAGUUCUUGAAGAAAUACAUGCACAAAGUGGUUAAUGACCUACCCAGCUGCCCUUGCUCCUACCCCACAGAAGUCGCUUACAGCACUGCUGAGAUCUAUGAUCGGAUUAAACGGAAAAACUUUCGCUGGAAAGAUGCAAGUGGGCCAAAGGAAAAACUGGAGAUCUACAAGCCCACAGCCAGAUAUUGUAUCCGCUCUAUGCUUUCCUUGGAGAGCACAACUCUAGCUGCGCAGCACUGUUGCUAUGAUGACAAUAUGCAGCUGAUUACUAGGGGGAAAGGGGCGGGCACACCAAACCUGAUCAGCGUAGAAUUCUCCGCAGAACUCCAUUACAAAGUAGACAUUUUGCCUUGGAUUAUAUGCAAAGGAGACUGGAGCCGAUACAAUGAAGCACGGCCCCCUAACAAUGGUCAGAAAUGUACAGAAAACCCUUCAGAUGAAGACUAUUACAAGCAGUUUCAGGAAGCAAGGGAAUACUGAAGGGAUUUUCCUCCUCAGACAGGAAAAUGGGGAUCAUUUUUAUAGAUGGUACAAAACUGCAUUUGCUGCAUUCUCUAUUUGAAAUGGGGUUGGUCAGUAUCUUUAGUAUGAGUGUAUAUAUUUGUAUAUAAUACAUGUGUGUGUAAUUUAUAUAUGCCUAUAUCUCACACACUCCUCUGCAUACAAACAUACACAAAACCUUUAAUGAUAGAAGCGGAUAUAGCAAUAAAAUGCAUUUUAUUUCAAAAGAAAGAAAAACCUCCAGGGAGAAACAGUGUGACUAAAUUCAUGCUGAAUAAAGAGCUUGAUACAGAUUUUUACAUCAGUGUAAAUCAGUAAAGCUCUGAUCCUGCUCCCAUUGAUUUUAAAUGAUGCACGAUUGGUCCCUAAUGGUAGGGUAAAACUAGGGGAAGUGAAAUGCAAAUCAGGCUCAAAGGUCCUGUACAGCAAAGCACUUAAGCACAUGCUUAGAUCCAUUAUAGUCAAUGCAACUUAAGCAUGUGCUUAGAGAUAAGCACAUACUUACCUGCUUUGCCACAUGGAGAGGUUUGGGGUUUUUGUAUCUGGGCCAAAGAGCCUAAACUCUCAAACAGUUUUUAUAUGUAACUUAUUUAAUAUAAACACAGCUGUUAAAAAUAACACUUUCUCUGGAGCUGUAUUAAUGAAAGUAUUUAAUGGUAUCUACAAGAAGAGGGGAAGGAUUGUUGGGAGGGAAAGCUAUUAAGUAUUGGAGGAGAAAACAGGUAGAAAUGCUGCAGAUCAAUAAACCAACACCCACAUUAAUCAUUCUCAGUUGAAGCUCCCCAUUGCCCUUCCAGUCACUCAGGUGUUAGCUGUACAUAGGUGGUAGGGUUUCCAGAAGAUGCAGCUGCCAUGUUCCUUUGGGCUACACCAAAAGAAUCUAAAAUAAGGCCUAGGAUUCUGCAAAGACAUAUGAAUGUGCUCAACUUCCCAUACUGUGAGUAGUUCAGUGACUUCAAUGGGACUAUGCACAGGGGCGGAUCUACAGCUAUGAAUUAUCAUAGCUCCAUGGAAGAGAAUGAAGUUAUGACAAUUCACACCAGUAGAGAAUCUGCCACACAGUGUGUACAAAUAAAGAAACGGUGUAAGUAAAUCUUUGCAGGAUCAGGGACUAACAGGCCAAAAUUUGCUGAGGCUGAAGCGUGGAGUUAAAAGGAAAAGAAUGUUGACCAAAAAAAACGAAGAAAUCCUGGUUAUCUUCUAAUUCCUACAUGUAAUUAGAAGGGUUCUGCUAUACAGAAAGAAGUGCACUUUUAAAAAAAAGAGAAACGAAUAUAGAGUUUUGAACAGAUUCACUGGGGUACAAUAAGUCACCUUCUUAAUUUUUUUUUCCUUCCAGCAUGUCCUGACUGCACAGUAUUAUACAGAAAAAGCUAUUCUUUAAAGAGUUUUUUGGAGGAAAGGGAUAAGGAGUUCUUCUCAGUGAUUUAAAAAGCCUGAGCAUUAUUUUUGUAAAGUAUUUAUUAAAAUGUUGUUAUAACUCAUGCAAGGGGUGUUUUUAACAUGCGGGGCUUCUGUAGCUGGAAUGUGAUGGCCAGGAAAGAGACUAUUUCUAGGCAAAUGUUUAACUUGCAGAUCUCUAUGAAAAAUGAAUCUAUCAAUAAAACCACAGUUAAACAGUU
This is a messenger RNA of Chrysemys picta bellii (western painted turtle), 4569 nucleotides long. It is a transcript of the gene ISM1, whose product is annotated as isthmin 1. The record is from RefSeq and is a predicted model, not a curated record. Lineage: Eukaryota; Metazoa; Chordata; Testudines; Emydidae. Gene Ontology annotation, biological process: negative regulation of angiogenesis.